AUGGCAGGUGGAAGCGUGGCUGCAGCACAUGAUGAUACACCAGGUGAAGUUCAGUCUUGCUGGCUUUGUACUGAUGUCAGCAUAGCCACAGCAGUGCAGGUAGUUGCGGUUCCCAAAGACAAGGACAGGCAAUGCUUUAAACUCCGCCAAGGAAUUGACAAGAAGAUAGUGAUUUAUGUCCAACAGACAACUAAUAAAGAACUUGCUAUUGAGAGAUGUUUUGGCCUUCUCCUUAGCCGUGGGAAAGAUGUUCGGAGUGGUGACAUGCACCUUUUAGAUCUGGAGUCCAUGGGUAAAAGUUCUGAUGGGAAAUCUUAUGUGAUCACUGGGAGCUGGAAUCAAAAAUCUCCACACUUCCAGUUUGUAAAUGAAGAAACACCAAAAGAUAAAGUAUUGUUCAUGACUACCGCUGUGGAUUUGGUAAUAACUGAGGUUCAGGAACCUGUUCGAUUCAUUCUGGAGACUAAAGUCAGAGUUUGUUCACCUAAUGAGAGGUUGUUCUGGCCCUUCAGCAAACGUAGCUCUACUGAAAAUUUUUUCCUAAAAUUGAAACAGAUAAAGCAAAAGGACAGAAAGAAUAACUCAGACACGUUAUAUGAAGUUGUGUGCCUAGAAAGUGAAUCAGAAAGGGAGAGAAGAAAAACGACAGCAAGCCCCUCUCUUCGUCUGCCCCAGUCUGGGUCACAGGGCUCAAUGAUUCCUUCUCCUCCAGAGGAUGAUGAAGAGGAAGACAAUGAUGAACCACUCUUAAGUGGUUCUGGAGAUGUUUCCAAAGAGUGCGCAGAAAAAAUUCUUGAGACGUGGGGAGAGCUGCUGUCCAAAUGGUAA
Messenger RNA from Cariama cristata (Red-legged seriema), 828 nucleotides. Its product is annotated as rab GTPase-activating protein 1-like. Bases 1 to 828 code for a protein of 275 amino acids. Lineage: Eukaryota; Metazoa; Chordata; Aves; Cariamiformes; Cariamidae. The record is from RefSeq and is a predicted model, not a curated record. The transcript is spliced from 7 exons.